Pocillopora damicornis (cauliflower coral) is the source of this 786-nucleotide messenger RNA. RefSeq lists its product as uncharacterized. Lineage: Eukaryota; Metazoa; Cnidaria; Anthozoa; Scleractinia; Pocilloporidae. The record is from RefSeq and is a predicted model, not a curated record.
UUUUAAUGGUUCUUAUAAGACUCAGGCUUGGACUGUUACAGAGUCACCUGGCAGACAUUUUUGCAAUUUCACAAAGUUCAGUUUCCAAGAUUUUUACAACUUGGAUUAAUCUUUUGUAUCAUGUAUUUAAGGAAGUUCUUAUAAUAUGGCCUGCAAAGGUUCAAAUUCAAAAGCACAUGCCUAAGAGCUUUAGUAGGUAUCCUCGGACCCGUGUAAUUAUUGACUGUACAGAGUUUUUUAUAGAGAAGUCCACUCAACCUUCAGCUCAGAAAAUUACUUGGAGUGAUUACAAGUCACAUAACACUUUCAAACUCUUGGUUGGUAUUUCACCCACUGGAGCCUUCACAUUUGUCUCUAAACUUUGGUCUGGUGGGGUCUCUGACCGAAAUAUAACUCAGAAAUCUGGACUGAUAGACAAGCUGGAACCUCUAGAUGAUGUGAUGGCUGAUAGAGGAUUCAAUAUUAGAGAUAUGGUCACAAAGAAAAAGGCCACAUUAAACAUUCCCCCCUUUGCAAAGGGGAAGUCCCUUUCAACAAAGGCAUGUACAAAAACCAGGAGAAUAGCUGCAGUUCGCAUACAUGUGGAAAGAGCAAUCCAGCGGCUCAAGUGUUUCCGAAUUUUACGUGGUGUGAUACCUAUCACCCUUGCUGCAGUUGCUGAUCAGACUGUGUUUGUAUGUGCAGCACUGUGUAACUUAAUGAAGCCUCUUGUUUCAAAGUAAAUGUCUAAAUAAUUUUCUUAUGUCUGUAUAAAUCAUAUGAUUUUUGAUCGAACUAAAAAAAAAC